GUGAGUGUAGAUAGACUGUUAACAAAGUAAUUAUUAAACGACAGAAAAUCAAUUUUGGCCUAUUAUUUGCAUGGCAUUAUAGCGCAUUUUCAGAGCUGACUUUGAACUGAUUUCAAACACUGGCUAUCUCAAAACUUAGUGAGUUUAAAAUGCUGUGUCAAUUAUUGGCAUCCAUCUAAAUGAUGUCUAGAUGGGCAGCUCACUAGCUUUUGAGACACACAAAGCCAGUGUUUGUUUAUACUUCAUCCAAUAUGAACAGAUAUAUACUUUCUAAUGUUAAGGUCUAAGAAGAAGCUGAGAGUCCCUUUAGAGACUGUUUGAAAGGGGUUUAUCAUGGAUUCAGAGGUGUCCCUGAUGCUGCACUGUGCUCCUUUACAGGCUUUUGGAGAACAUCAAUUACAUGUUGAACUUUCAGACAGAUUCAAUCGGCAAAGUUUUCCAGAGAUUGAGAAGCACAUUGAAGCCGUGUGGAGUGACAGAGUAUCCAAAGAACCAUGGCUCUUCAAUGGUGCUAAAUUCAGAUUACAUUCAGCCAUGCUCUCUGUCAACAGCCCUGAAUGGUCAACAGAUUCUCACAAACAUCAGUGUGUCAGUUUGGAUAAAGGACACCUGCGAGUGCAAGCCCCCCAAAACCUAAUGCCCUUACAUUGCGGUGAAGGAGAUCAGUUUGAAAAGUGCAGGUGUGGAGAGGUCCCAGAUAAAUCCAGACCCUCAGACAAAGUAACAAAAGAUGAGCAAUCGUGUGUUCUGAAAUUACAGUUAGGCCUGACCUGUUAUAAAGACUACCUCGGGACUAACUGGUCAGGAGAGGCGGGGAAGCUGCAGAGUCGUGGGCAGGCUGAAUCAGAGGAUCCCCAGGCCUUCCUCGCACAGCCACUGGGGGUGGGCGCUGUCAUGGCAACCUCUGAUGGAGAGGUUGUCCUGCUGAGGAGAAGUCAGAAGGUGGCAGAGGCAGCAGGGUUGUUAGACAUACCUGGUGGGCACCCCGAGCCAAAGAUGGUGUGUCAGGGGGUCAAUGAGGACAGCAUAUGUGUUGACCUUCUGCUGGGUAAAGAGAGAGUCAUUGUUUCAGAGAUCUUCUCCUCGGUGUGCGCAGAGAUCAGUGAUGAGGUGAACGUUCCUCUGAGUUCCCUAAGUAAACCCUUGUUCAUGGGAAUAGCGCUGAACCACACCAGUGCAGGCCGACCCAGUGCUGAAUUUUAUGUUCGGUGCUCUUUGACAACAGAGGAAGUGAGAGAUCUCUACAGACGUGGAGGUCCUGAAGCCCAUGAAUCCACAGAUAUAUUGUUUCUUAGCCGAGCGGAAAUGCAACGAUUAGAUGAGCGUGCCCCCCUGUGGUCAGAGAUGUGUCCUUCUGCAAAGGGUGCAGUGCUACUGUAUCAAAGAGUGAUGCCUGAUCGCUAAAUUUACUACAGAAACAACCUCUACUCAAUGCAAUAGUAACAUAGAGUACAAAGAUAAGUGAUCACAUCACUGGCUAUUUGUAAAAUUAUUCUUGCAUAAAAUUGUUUUCUACAGAAUUAUAGAAGAAUUUGCAUUAUUCUGUCUUCUAUUUUGUAUUCUUGUGGGUGGUAAAAGGUUUGGCUAUUUUCAUUAUAAGUGAAAAAUACUGUUAGUUGCAUAUAAAAUAAUAAUUUGCAGAGACUUCUAUGAAAUGUAUUUUGUAAACAGAACACUUUGUGAAUUUGAAUACAACUUAUUUUCAUAUUAA
This is a messenger RNA of Xyrauchen texanus (razorback sucker), 1711 nucleotides long. RefSeq names its product nudix (nucleoside diphosphate linked moiety X)-type motif 22 (gene nudt22). The transcript is spliced from 6 exons. Lineage: Eukaryota; Metazoa; Chordata; Actinopteri; Cypriniformes; Catostomidae. Bases 334 to 1404 code for a protein of 356 amino acids. Gene Ontology annotation, molecular function: GDP-mannose hydrolase activity. The record is from RefSeq and is a predicted model, not a curated record.